Messenger RNA from Ilex paraguariensis (yerba mate), 1134 nucleotides. The record is from the annotation of a GenBank genome assembly. NCBI's taxonomy places the organism in Eukaryota, Viridiplantae, Streptophyta, Magnoliopsida, Aquifoliales, Aquifoliaceae.
AUGCAUCCAGAGAUAUGCCGGUUCCCUUCUUUGCAUUUCUAUGACAGCAAGUUGCUUAAUGGUGACCUGAUGUCCAGCAAAGCAGCACCAUUUCAUGAAACUGAGGGCCUUGGACCCUAUGUAUUCUUUGAUGUUAUCGAUGGGCAGGAACUUCGGGGCAAGAACUCUGGUGCUUUGUCCCUCUACAACGAGUGUGAGGCUGAUGCUGCAGUUGAAGUACUUCAGUUUUUCAGGAAGAGGUACCCGUCAGAGUUUGUUGGUGGAAGAAUUGGCAUCAUAACUCCUUAUAGGUGUCAACUUUCACUUUUGCGUUCGCGGUUUUCUAGUGCAUUUGGAUCUUCUGUUACGGCUGAAAUGGAAUUUAAUACUGUGGAUGGUUUUCAAGGCCGGGAGGUUGAUAUACUUGUACUUUCCACUGUUAGAGCAGCAGAACCAUGUUCCUCCGGACCCAGGAUGAACUAUAGCAAUAUUGGGUUUGUCGCUGAUGCAAGACGAAUGAAUGUUGCUUUGACAAGGGCCAAAGUUUCUUUAUGGAUUUUGGGUAAUGCAAGAACUUUGCAGACAAAUGAGAACUGGGCAGCUCUUGUUGGGGAUGCUAAGGAGAGAAAGUUGCUUAUACCGGUUACAAAGCCAUAUGAUGUCAUCUUUAAGUCUGCUUUGAAGAAAUAUUCUGCUUCAGAAAAUUCUGAUGAUCGUUCAAGGAACCUAAAACAUGCUGAGAAGGUUAAAAGGUCUAGCAGGCAUGCUGAACUGCAACAUAAAAAUGCAAAGCAUUCCUAUGAAAGGAAAAGAAAAUACAUGAUCACGGGAACUCAAAGUGCUUAUAGUGCAGGUGGAGAUGAACAUGAUUGUUUGGCAACAGGGGAUGCUUUCAAAGGCAAGAAAAGAAGANUAUUCUUGCUAUUGUUUGGAACUUCACUGCUGUCUCUACAGGCUCUGGAACCAGCAACUCUUAUUCCUCUUCAGCUUUUAAAAUCAAAGGGAACCAAAUGUAUUAUGGUUGGUGAUCCAAAGCAACUUCCUGCGACAGUGCUCUCUAAUGUUGCUAGCAAAUAUCUGUAUCAAUGCAGCAUGUUUGAACGAUUACAAAGGGCUGGCCAUCCUGUCAUUAUGCUCAUGAAGCAGGUAGACUAA